Molecule: messenger RNA, 918 nt
Organism: Juglans regia (Persian walnut)
Lineage: Eukaryota; Viridiplantae; Streptophyta; Magnoliopsida; Fagales; Juglandaceae
Product: serine/arginine-rich splicing factor 11
Exons: 6
Coding region: 100-660 (186 amino acids)
Source: RefSeq, a predicted model, not a curated record
GUCCCGUAAAAGCUCUUUAGAGAGAAAAAACACGAACAGAGCUAAAUUUUUUUCUCGUCGUUUGCCUCCUCCCCGCGUCGCGCUCUCUCGCUCGUGCCAAUGGCCGCCUCAUCUUCUUCUUCCUCAUCCUCCACGUCCUCGGGUUCUGAUUCCCUGUCUUCUCCCUCUCACCGUCGCCGUCGUCACCGUAGCCGCCGAGACCGGGAAAGAAACAGAGAAGCCCUCAAGAUCAGAAAGAAAAGCCGCUCCCACACUAAACGACGUCGCCGAAACCAUCACCACUCCGAUAAUUCUCACUCUUCAUACGCCUCUGAUUAUUCCAGAAGUGACAGUUCUUCCCACAGUGAGCCUGAAACAUCUAGUCAUUCGAAGCGGCACAAGAAGAGCGACAGACCAAAGAAGAACAAGGAAAAGGACCAAAGCAAGAGUGAUCGCCAUAAACAGCAUAGUCGUAAACUUAAAGAGAAACAGCAGGAUGAGAGAAGUAGCGGCCCUGUUCAGCUUUCUAAGUUUUUAGCACGUGACAAGGAUGAUGGUGUUCGUCUUAGUGCUAUCUCUGGAAAAAAGAUUCGAUUGAAAGUUGAUAAAACGAAGGAGGACAAGUUGGCGGAGAAUAAAAGAAAUGAACUGUUGAAAUUUCUAAAUGCUAGUUUUGAUUGAACUUGUGGAGCUUGAAGUCAAGUCACUGGAAUUAAGACAAAGAAGAAAUCGUUUUAGCAAGGUAACCAUACUUAAAUAUCCUAGACUGGGGUUCUAUUUCACCAAUUUGUGUUUGGCUUUGUUACCCGUUGGAUAGGAAAGCAUUGUUGAAUUGGAAUCUGAGCUUCUAUUAUAGUUGUGGUGAGAAGUAUGUAUUGGAUUUUGGUGUUGUAUUGUAUCAAAUUGAUACUUCAUUUAUGUUAUUGCUUUAUAUGAACA